Molecule: messenger RNA, 4505 nt
Organism: Anguilla rostrata (American eel)
Lineage: Eukaryota; Metazoa; Chordata; Actinopteri; Anguilliformes; Anguillidae
Product: zinc finger protein 501-like
Exons: 2
Coding region: 904-2340 (478 amino acids)
Biological process (GO): regulation of transcription by RNA polymerase II
Molecular function (GO): DNA-binding transcription factor activity, RNA polymerase II-specific; RNA polymerase II cis-regulatory region sequence-specific DNA binding
Source: RefSeq, a predicted model, not a curated record
AUUACAUUUGUACAAUUUGCACAUUUGUAUUCCUUGUUAGCUAAUUAGCUCGGGCAAAAUGUAUCUGUCUUGCGUUUCCUGUCACUUUAACAGCUAGUCUAGUUAGGCUGGAGUUAGUCUACAGUACUAGGUGGUGUAGUCUAGUGUUAGAUAGCUCUAGCUAACUAGCUGUAUGCCGUUGACUAACGUUAGGCUAUCUACAGCUAGGUAACUGGCCGUAUGUUAAAGGAAAUAGCUAGUAUCGCCAUGCAUUACUGAUGCGAGCUGGCGACCUUCUGGUUUUAUUUUCCAUUUAGGCUACUUGGCAAACGUUAGACAGCCGCAGUAGCGUCUUUGGCGAAGGAGCAAAAUUGUCUGUAAUUUGGAUUAGCCUAGCCUAUAUCUUUCUGCGCUAACGGGCUAGCAUUCCGCAGCUCAGAUAGGGCCAUUCUAGCUGACGUCAGAACAGCACUCCCGAGGUAGCUGGUGGCUGAAGUCUGGUCACGAUUGGAACUGUCGUCAGUCCUCAUCAGUAUUUUUCUCAUUUAGGCCCCAGGGUAAUUUACAAUGGGGACAAUCAGCAGAAGUCUUGGAUGUCAAACUGAGCAAUGACAAAACACUCAUGCAGGUGCUGAGUGCUGUUUCUGAGUGACAGCCGUGCGUGUGGAACUGGGAGGGGCCACAGACUGAGCCACCGGAGACGCUGUCACGGUUUCCACGGGAGACCACAGAGCGUGGGAACCGUGCUGGGGGACGCGUCCCGGGAUGCAGAAGGCAGCCGAACGGUGGCGGGCGGAUCCUUCCGGAACACGCAGCUCCCAGCGCCAUACCGCCGCACCACACCCCCGGGGACUUCCUGUGUGAGCACCUGCCCUGAGACCCUAAGCCCCGCCCCCCCCCACUGCGUGUCUGGCUCGUUCCAAAAUGGAGCACAGGGACGGAGUGCCCGUCAUAACAGCCGGCGACAUCAAAGUGGAGGCGGACGAAUGUAGGCCGUUUCGCUUGGACGGUGCCGGCGAAUGUGGCGACAGCGGCGAGAAGGCGGGCUGUGCGUCUCGCCGGCUUCGCCCAAUCAAAGCCGAGGCCGGCCGGGCGGACGAUUCCGCGCGCGGGAGGCGCUGCCGGGCCGCGGUGAAACCGGAGGCAGCCGAACCGGCCGACCGCGUGAAGCCCGAGAGGGCCCGGGCAGUGCAUCCUGGGAAACUGAGUCCGUGCGACCCGGCGGGACGGAAGUGGCUCUGCCUGCAGUGCAACCGGACCUUCAGCAAGGAGAGGUUUCUGAAGACGCACUGGAAAGUUCACCUGGGAACGAGAUUUCUGGCGAAAAGGAAACCGCACACUUGCGGCGAAUGCAAGAAGAGCUUCACGCGUCUGGGGAACCUGACGGCGCACAAGCGCCUCCACGCGGGCGACAGGCCUUACCCCUGCGGGGAGUGCGACAAGCGUUUCAGUCGGCUGGGAAACCUAAAAACCCAUCAGCGAGUUCACAAGGGCGAGAGACCGUACCGGUGCGUGGAGUGCGGAAGGCUCUUCAGCAACUUGGCACGCAUGAGGGAACACAAGAGAAUACAUACGGGAGAAAAACCGCACACUUGCGCCGCGUGCGGCAAGAGUUUCAGACUCCCGGCACUGUUAAAGGAGCAUGAGCGGAUACACACGGGGGAGAAACCCCACUCUUGCCGUGACUGUGGGAAGCGCUUCAGGCAGCGGACGACUCUGAAACAGCACCGGCGGAUUCAUUCGGGAGAGAAACCGCUCGCUUGCGGCGAGUGUGGGAAGCGUUUCCGGCAGUCGGGAAGCUUACAGAAUCACCGGACGACCCACAAGCUGGAGAAACCGCACCCUUGCGCGGACUGUGGGAAAAGCUUUAGUCGCGCUGGGAGCUUAAAGGAACACCGACGAGUGCACACGGGGGAGAAACCGUACUUCUGUUCUGAAUGCGGAAACAGUUUCAGCCAUUCGGGACACCUGAAACAACAUCAGCUGAUACACACGGGAGAGAAACCGUACUCUUGCUCCGAAUGCGGAAGCAGCUUCAGAAAACUAGAGUACUUGAAAGAGCACAACAGACUUCACACGGGAGAGAAACCGUACACCUGCUCUGCGUGCGGGAAGAGUUUCAGGGUGUCGAAGAAGUACAAGGAGCACCAGCGCAUUCACUCCGGGGAAAAACCGUACAGUUGCAAAGACUGCGGGAGGAGCUUCAGGCGGCUGGGACCCAUGAAAGAUCACCAGCAGAUGCACACGGGAGAGAGACCGCACCGCUGCGCCGACUGUGGGCGGGGCUUCAGGCUAGCCCGGAGCCUGAGGCGACACCAGCGGGUUCACGCCAAGCAGCGCAAGCCUCGUUCUGGCGACUAGGUCAGUCCUGAGACGACGAGGCCUCGUACCCGGUGAAGACGCCCUGCAGCUUGUGCGAGGUGGAGACGCCCUGCAGCGUGUGCGCGGUGAAGACGCCCUGCAGCUUGUGCGAGGUGGAGACGCCCUGCAGCUUGUGCGAGGUGGAGACGCCCUGCAGCUUGUGCACGGUGAAGACGCCCUGCAGCUUGUGCACGGUGAAGACGCUGCUCCUGCUAGCUGUGUGUGGAGCGGCUGGGCUCACACAGCGCUGUAGUGCUUGUGUGUGUCCUUACGAGUGCAUUUCUGCUCAGCUCAGAUGUGCCUGGGGCCGGAGUCAGGCAUGAGUCUGAGAGACUUUCAUUCGUUUAGAUGCUGGUAGGUCCAGGAGAAUUUUCAAGAAAAUUGUCAUUUACCACCAUGUAAAACUCAUGUAAUACGAUAAGAAGUGUGUAUAUAUAUUUUGUCAAUAUUGGUGAAAGUGUUUGUUAGAAAAUUAGAAUUAUUUUUUUAUUUGCUGUAUUUUACUAGGGUCUAAAGAGUUUUAAGUAUUGUAGAUGAAGCAUUUGAUUUGUCUGGUGCUGGCGCUGCUUUAUGAUUUAUGAUGCCGUUUGGGCCAUUCUCAGUGGUAAAUGAGCAGAGAGAAACGGCUUCCCUGGAGAAACGCGUGCUCUGGCUCACAGUCUGCUCUGGCCUCUCAGUGACGUACCUGUUGCAUGAGCAGGUUUUCUCUGACGGAUGAGCCUCUCAGUGACGUACCUGUUGCAUGAGCAGGUAUCUCUGACGGAUGAGCCUCUCAGUGACGUACCUGUUGCAUGAGCAGGUCAUCUCUGACGGAUGAGCCUCUCAGUGACGUACCUGUUGCAUGAGCAGGUAUCUCUGACGGAUGAGCCUCUCAGUGACGUACCUGUUGCAUGAGCAGGUUUUCUCUGACGGAUGAGCCUCUCAGUGACGUACCUGUUGCAUGAGCAGGUAUCUCUGACGGAUGAGCCUCUCAGUGACUCACCUGUUGCAUGAGCAGGUUUUCUCUGUCCGAGGAGCCUCUCAGUGACGUACCUGUUGCAUGAGCAGGUCAUCUCUGACGGAUGAGCCUCUCAGUGACUCACCUGUUGCAUGAGCAGGUCAUCUCUGACUGAGGAGCAUCUGUGACGUACCUGUUGCGUGAGCAGGUCAUCUCUGACGGAUGAGCCUCUCAGUGACUCACCUGUUGCAUGAGCAGGUCAUCUCUGACGGAUGAGCCUCUCAGUGACUCACCUGUUGCAUGAGCAGGUCAUCUCUGACGGAUGAGCCUCUCAGUGAGGUACCUGUUGCGUGAGCAGGUCAUCUCUGACGGAUGAGCCUCUCAGUGACGUACCUGUUGCAUGAGCAGGUUUUCUCUGACGGAUGAGCCUCUCAGUGACGUACCUGUUGCAUGAGCAGGUUUUCUCUGACGGAUGAGCCUCUCAGUGACUCACCUGUUGCAUGAGCAGGUUUUCUCUGACGGAUGAGCCUCUCAGUGACGUACCUGUUGCAUGAGCAGGUCAUCUCUGACGGAUGAGCCUCUCAGUGACGUACCUGUUGCAUGAGCAGGUCAUCUCUGACGGAUGACCCUCUCAGUGACGUACCUGUUGCAUGAGCAGGUCAUCUCUGACGGAUGAGCCUCUCAGUGACGUACCUGUUGCGUGAGCAGGUAUCUCUGACGGAUGAGCCUCUCAGUGAGGUACCUGUUGCGUGAGCAGGUCAUCUCUGACCGAGGAGCAGUGUAGCCGCCAUGGGGAGUACCGGUAAACAAGUUUGAGUUCUUAUUUUUCGUGCGUUUCAGUUUCUGGCACGCUUGGAAUGAUGACAGGUAUAUAUAUAAAAAAAAUAAUAAUAAUAAAUGAACAAAAUUAGAGAGCUGUGGGGUCUGCCGGCUUUUGUGGUCACCUGAGAAACAACGACCAGUUUUAACUCAGGUGAGUGGUCCAGCGAAGUUUAUGGAGUUGUCAAGAAAAACAAAAAAAAAACAAAACCAAAACUAAGGUAACUGGUUGGAACAAAAACCAGCACGUAGACUGGCCCUUCAGGACUGGAGUUGUGCACGCCUGUUAUACAGCAAUGCUGUUGCAGUUUGCCUUGUUUGGGAUUGCGGAGUUUGUUAAUCGACUGUAAUGUGUUUCCAGUGUAAAUUGUACUUUUUUUUUUACCGUAUAAUAAAUAGUCUGCAUUGA